AUGAUAGCAACCACAAAAUACCAGCGCAUAUCAAAAAACCUCGAAUCCCUCCCCUGCGAACUCCACGAAGACAUCCUAAUACACCUCCAAUUCCACCAACUCAUCCGCCUCUCCUCGUGCGCAGGCCCCCGCCUAACCUGGUCCCUCCAGCACAGCCUUUCCCCCUGGAAUCACCACUUCACCUCCCCAGCCUCCGUAACCUCGCUGCAAGAACUCCUCGCCAUAACCGACACAGUUGCAAAACACGGCUUCCCGCCCUCGCGCAAAUGUAUCGACGCUACUCGAAUCUACGAAGAGCGAAACCUACGCUUCCUCGCGUACAAAGCUUCGGAGUGGAGUUCCAAAUACAGUCUCGUUCAAGUGCGGAAUCUGCAGACGAGCGAAGCGCUGGUCAAGCACUGGCUUAGCCAGCUAUCUCGCAUGGUGACGUGCGUACUCAGCCCGAUUGUUCCAGAUGAUGCUUCGUUCCCGCAACUCCCUGCUUCGUUCCCGACACCCGCGUCGCUUGCCGAGUUUCUGGCAUCGUACCAGCGUGCCCGUGAGGCCAACGCUGAAGUGCUGGCGGAGCAAUUGGAGCAGCUGGCCUUGCUGUACGAAGCACAUCCUACGUGCUUUAAGAUGCCGUUUGACCCGCGGUCGAGCGCGCCCAGCACGCUAAAUACGGCACAUAUCCCCAGUACGAUGCGGUCGCAGGCGAGGCGGAUUGUGAAUGUAGCGAGAGCGGGAAAGUGGCGGCGGCACAGGGGUUUUUUGCAUCGCUUUGUGUGGCCUGGGCUUGUGCCGUAUGAGUGCUGUGUGCGGUUGUUUAAUGGGGUUGUGCUGCGGAUGGGGUUGCUGGAUGGGAAAAAGGUGGAGGUGGAGGGGGAGUUGAUGGAGGAGUGUAAAAGGGUUAUUGAGGGUAGACCUGUAUGGGCUCGUGGUGUGAGAAAGGGUAAAGAGGUAGAGGGGGAUGCGAUUGAAGAGUCAUCAAUUAUGAUGGGACGACAGAAUCUAGGCGCUGAUGCUACGCCGAUUCGCAUUCAGGUUUGUUUCGAAGAUGCGAAGGAGGAUGUUGGCAAGGUGCUGGUUGUGCCUCGUGCAGAGGUGGAGUUGCAGUGGCUGGAAAGGUUUGCGCAAGUGACGGCAUCUUUGGAGCAGGCGUAUCAUGGCUUGGCAAAGGAUAGCCUGGUGCCUGUUCCAGCGUGA
Bipolaris zeicola 26-R-13 is the source of this 1185-nucleotide messenger RNA. RefSeq lists its product as uncharacterized. The transcript has a single exon. Lineage: Eukaryota; Fungi; Ascomycota; Dothideomycetes; Pleosporales; Pleosporaceae. The record is from RefSeq and is a predicted model, not a curated record. The coding region runs from base 1 to 1185 and encodes 394 amino acids.